This is a messenger RNA of Choloepus didactylus (southern two-toed sloth), 11143 nucleotides long. It is a transcript of the gene TENM3, whose product is annotated as teneurin transmembrane protein 3. Gene Ontology annotation, molecular function: protein heterodimerization activity; protein homodimerization activity; cell adhesion molecule binding. Gene Ontology annotation, cellular component: membrane; neuron projection. The coding region runs from base 200 to 8347 and encodes 2715 amino acids. The transcript is spliced from 31 exons. Gene Ontology annotation, biological process: heterophilic cell-cell adhesion; neuron development; signal transduction. NCBI's taxonomy places the organism in Eukaryota, Metazoa, Chordata, Mammalia, Pilosa, Megalonychidae. The record is from RefSeq and is a predicted model, not a curated record.
UGGUUGCCUGCGCAGUUAACCCCUCAGUCAGAUCACCUGGAAGUCCUUGUUCAAGUUCAAGCCAUCCAUCAACCCCACCAGUGAUUGCGAGGAAGAGGUUUACACAUGUUAAAACCACCAAAACAGAGGCCAAUGAGAAUUGAACCCUGAGCAUAAUUUGUAACAAACAGGACUGAUGUGCCCAGAGAAGGAAUGAAGUAUGGAUGUGAAAGAACGUAGGCCUUACUGCUCCCUGACCAAGAGCAGACGAGAGAAAGAACGGCGGUAUACAAAUUCCUCAGCAGACAAUGACGAGUGUAGGGUACCGACACAGAAGUCUUACAGUUCCAGUGAAACCUUGAAAGCUUUUGAUCAUGAUUCCUCGCGGCUGCUUUAUGGAAACAGAGUAAAGGAUUUGGUUCACAGAGAAGCAGACGAGUACAGCAGACAAGGACAGAAUUUUACCCUAAGGCAGUUAGGCGUUUGUGAACCAGCAACUCGAAGAGGACUGGCAUUUUGUGCGGAAAUGGGGCUCCCCCACAGAGGUUACUCAAUCAGUGCAGGGUCAGAUGCUGAUACUGAAAAUGAAGCAGUGAUGUCCCCAGAGCAUGCCAUGAGACUUUGGGGCCGGGGGGUCAAAUCAGGCCGCAGCUCCUGCCUGUCAAGCCGGUCCAACUCAGCCCUCACCCUGACAGAUACAGAGCAUGAAAACAAGUCCGACAGUGAGAACGAGCAACCUGCAAAUAACCAAGGCCAGUCCACCCUGCAGUCUUUGCCACCUUCCCAUAAGCAGCACUCUGCACAACAUCAUCCAUCCAUCACUUCUCUCAAUAGAAACUCUCUGACCAAUAGAAGGAAUCAGAGUCCGGCCCCGCCGGCUGCUUUGCCCGCCGAGCUGCAAACCACACCUGAGUCCGUCCAGCUGCAGGACAGCUGGGUCCUUGGCAGUAAUGUACCACUGGAAAGCAGGCAUUUCCUAUUCAAAACAGGAACAGGGACAACGCCACUGUUCAGUACUGCAACCCCAGGAUACACAAUGGCAUCUGGCUCUGUUUAUUCGCCGCCUACUCGGCCACUACCUAGAAACACUCUGUCAAGAAGUGCUUUUAAAUUCAAGAAGUCUUCAAAGUACUGUAGCUGGAAAUGUACUGCACUCUGUGCCGUAGGAGUCUCGGUGCUCCUGGCAAUACUCCUGUCAUAUUUUAUAGCAAUGCAUCUAUUUGGCCUCAACUGGCAGUUACAGCAGACUGAAAAUGACACAUUUGAGAAUGGAAAAGUGAAUUCUGAUACCAUGCCAACAAGCACUAUAUCAUUGCCUUCUGGUGACAAUGGAAAAUUAGGCGGAUUUACACAAGAAAAUAACACCAUAGAUUCUGGAGAACUUGAUAUUGGCCGAAGAGCAAUUCAAGAGGUUCCUCCUGGGAUCUUUUGGAGAUCACAGCUGUUUAUUGAUCAGCCACAGUUUCUUAAAUUCAAUAUCUCUCUUCAGAAGGAUGCAUUGAUUGGAGUAUAUGGCCGAAAAGGCUUACCACCUUCCCAUACACAGUACGAUUUUGUGGAGCUUCUGGAUGGCAGCAGGUUGAUUGCAAGAGAGCAGCGGAAUCUCCUCGAGCCAGAAAGAGCAGGGCGACAGGCAAGAUCCGUCAGUCUUCACGAGGCUGGUUUCAUCCAGUACUUGGAUUCUGGAAUCUGGCAUCUGGCUUUUUAUAAUGAUGGGAAAAAUGCAGAACAGGUGUCUUUUAAUACCAUUGUCAUAGAGUCUGUGGUGGAAUGUCCCCGAAAUUGCCAUGGAAACGGAGAGUGUGUUUCUGGAACUUGCCAUUGUUUUCCAGGAUUUCUAGGUCCAGACUGUUCAAGAGCAGCCUGUCCAGUGCUGUGUAGUGGCAAUGGGCAGUACUCUAAGGGCCGCUGCCUCUGUUUCAGCGGCUGGAAGGGCACCGAGUGUGAUGUGCCAACUACCCAGUGUAUUGACCCACAGUGUGGGGGUCGUGGGAUUUGUAUCAUGGGCUCUUGUGCUUGCAACUCAGGAUACAAAGGAGAAAAUUGUGAAGAAGCUGACUGUCUAGACCCUGGAUGUUCUAAUCAUGGUGUGUGUAUCCAUGGGGAAUGCCACUGCAAUCCAGGAUGGGGGGGUAACAAUUGUGAACUAGUAAAGACCAUGUGCCCGGAUCAGUGCUCUGGCCAUGGAACGUAUCUUCAAGAAAGUGGCUCCUGCACUUGUGACCCUAACUGGACUGGCCCAGACUGCUCAAAUGAAAUAUGUUCCGUGGACUGUGGCUCACAUGGUGUUUGCAUGGGGGGGACUUGUCGCUGUGAAGAGGGCUGGACAGGCCCAGCAUGUAAUCAGAGAGCCUGCCACCCCCGCUGUGCUGAACACGGAACCUGCAAAGACGGCAAGUGUGAAUGCAGCCAGGGAUGGAAUGGAGAGCACUGUACUAUUGCUCACUAUUUGGAUAAGAUAGUUAAAGAGGGUUGCCCUGGUCUGUGCAAUAGCAAUGGAAGAUGUACACUGGACCAAAACGGCUGGCAUUGUGUUUGCCAGCCAGGGUGGAGAGGAGCAGGAUGUGAUGUAGCCAUGGAGACUCUCUGCACAGAUAGCAAGGACAAUGAAGGCGAUGGACUCAUUGACUGCAUGGAUCCUGAUUGCUGCUUACAGAGUUCCUGCCAAAACCAGCCCUACUGUCGUGGACUGCCUGAUCCCCAGGACGUCAUUAGCCAAAGCUUACAAUCACCAUCUCAGCAAGCUGCCAAAUCCUUCUAUGAUCGAAUCAGUUUUCUUAUAGGAUCUGAUAGCACCCAUGUUAUACCUGGAGAAAGUCCUUUCAAUAAGAGCCUUGCAUCUGUCAUCAGAGGCCAAGUAUUAACUGCUGAUGGAACUCCACUUAUUGGAGUAAAUGUCUCAUUUUUCCAUUACCCGGAAUAUGGAUAUACUAUAACCCGCCAGGAUGGAAUGUUUGACUUGGUGGCAAAUGGUGGGGCUUCUCUAACUUUGGUAUUUGAACGAUCCCCAUUCCUCACUCAGUAUCACACUGUGUGGAUUCCAUGGAAUGUCUUUUAUGUGAUGGAUACCCUAGUCAUGAAGAAAGAAGAGAAUGACAUUCCCAGCUGUGAUCUGAGUGGAUUUGUGAGGCCAAAUCCUAUCAUUGUGUCAUCACCUUUAUCCACCUUUUUCAGAUCCUCUCCUGAAGACAGUCCCAUUAUUCCUGAAACACAGGUACUCCAUGAAGAAACCACAAUUCCAGGAACAGAUUUGAAACUUUCCUACUUGAGUUCCAGAGCAGCAGGAUAUAAGUCAGUUCUGAAGAUCACUAUGACUCAGUCUGUUAUACCAUUUAAUUUAAUGAAGGUUCAUCUUAUGGUAGCUGUAGUAGGAAGACUCUUUCAAAAGUGGUUUCCUGCUUCACCAAACUUGGCCUAUACUUUUAUAUGGGAUAAAACAGAUGCAUAUAAUCAGAAGGUCUAUGGUCUAUCUGAAGCUGUUGUGUCAGUUGGAUAUGAAUAUGAAUCUUGUUUGGACCUGACUCUCUGGGAAAAGAGGACUGCCAUUUUGCAAGGCUAUGAAUUAGAUGCUUCCAACAUGGGUGGUUGGACAUUAGAUAAACAUCAUGUGUUGGAUGUUCAGAAUGGUAUCUUGUACAAGGGAAAUGGGGAAAAUCAGUUUAUCUCCCAACAGCCUCCAAUUGUCAGCAGCAUCAUGGGCAAUGGGCGAAGGCGCAGUAUCUCAUGCCCAAGUUGCAACGGUCAAGCUGAUGGUAAUAAACUAUUGGCCCCCGUUGCGUUAGCUUGUGGGACUGAUGGCAGCCUAUAUGUGGGAGAUUUCAACUAUGUUCGGCGGAUAUUCCCUUCUGGAAACGUAACGAGUGUUUUAGAACUAAGAAAUAAAGAUUUUAGACAUAGCAGCAACCCAGCUCAUAGAUACUACCUUGCAACUGAUCCAGUCACAGGAGAUUUGUAUGUUUCUGACACUAACACCCGCAGAAUUUAUCGCCCAAAGUCACUUACGGGUGCAAAAGACUUGACUAAAAAUGCUGAAGUGGUUGCAGGGACAGGAGAGCAGUGCCUUCCAUUUGAUGAAGCCAGAUGUGGGGAUGGAGGGAAGGCUGUGGAAGCAACACUCAUGAGUCCCAAAGGAAUGGCUGUUGAUAAGAAUGGAUUAAUCUACUUUGUUGAUGGAACCAUGAUCAGAAAAGUGGAUCAAAAUGGAAUCAUAUCUACUCUCCUGGGCUCUAAUGAUCUGACUUCAGCCAGACCUUUAACUUGUGACACCAGCAUGCACAUUGGCCAGGUACGCCUGGAAUGGCCCACUGACCUAGCCAUUAACCCUAUGGAUAACUCCAUUUAUGUCCUGGAUAAUAACGUAGUUUUACAGAUCACUGAAAAUCGUCAAGUUCGCAUUGCUGCUGGACGGCCCAUGCACUGUCAGGUUCCUGGAGUAGAAUACUCUGUGGGGAAGCAUGCAGUUCAGACGACACUGGAAUCAGCUACUGCCAUUGCUGUGUCCUACAGUGGGGUCCUGUACAUUACUGAAACUGAUGAAAAGAAAAUUAACCGAAUAAGACAGGUCACAACAGAUGGGGAAAUCUCCUUAGUUGCUGGAACACCUUCAGAGUGUGACUGUAAAAACGAUGCCAACUGCGACUGCUAUCAGAGUGGAGAUGGUUAUGCCAAAGAUGCCAAACUUAAUGCUCCAUCUUCCUUAGCUGCUUCUCCAGACGGCACACUGUAUAUUGCAGAUCUUGGAAAUAUUCGGAUUCGUGCUGUGUCAAAGAAUAAGCCUUCACUUAACUCUAUGAACUUUUAUGAAGUCGCCUCUCCAACUGAUCAAGAACUCUAUAUUUUUGACAUCAAUGGUACUCACCAGUAUACUGUAAGUUUAGUAACUGGUGACUACCUGUACAAUUUUAGCUACAGCAACGAUAAUGAUAUUACUGCCGUGACAGACAGCAAUGGCAAUACCCUUAGAAUUAGACGGGACCCGAAUCGGAUGCCUGUUCGUGUGGUGUCUCCUGAUAACCAGGUGAUAUGGUUGACAAUAGGAACAAAUGGAUGUUUGAAGAGCAUGACUGCUCAAGGACUAGAAUUAGUUUUAUUUACUUACCACGGCAAUAGUGGCCUUUUAGCCACUAAAAGCGAUGAAACUGGAUGGACAACAUUUUUUGAUUAUGACAGUGAAGGUCAUCUGACAAAUGUUACGUUUCCAACUGGAGUGGUCACAAACCUUCAUGGGGACAUGGACAAGGCUAUCACGGUGGACAUUGAAUCAUCCAGCCGAGAGGAAGAUGUCAGCAUCACUUCAAAUCUGUCCUCAAUUGAUUCUUUCUAUACCAUGGUUCAAGAUCAGUUAAGGAACAGCUACCAGAUUGGUUACGACGGCUCCCUUAGAAUCAUCUAUGCCAGUGGUCUGGAUUCACACUACCAAACAGAGCCACACGUCCUGGCUGGCACAGCUAACCCAACAGUUGCCAAAAGAAACAUGACUCUCCCUGGUGAGAAUGGUCAAAAUUUGGUAGAAUGGAGAUUCCGGAAAGAACAAGCCCAAGGAAAAGUCAAUGUCUUUGGUCGAAAGCUUAGGGUUAAUGGCAGAAACCUCCUUUCUGUCGACUUUGAUCGAACAACAAAGACGGAAAAGAUCUACGACGACCACCGUAAAUUUCUACUGAGGAUCGCCUACGACACAUCAGGGCACCCAACUCUGUGGCUGCCAAGCAGCAAGCUGAUGGCCGUCAACGUUACCUACUCAUCCACAGGUCAAAUUGCCAGCAUCCAGAGAGGAACUACUAGCGAAAAAGUAGAUUAUGAUGGACAGGGGAGGAUUGUAUCUCGAGUCUUUGCUGAUGGUAAAACAUGGAGUUACACAUACUUAGAAAAGUCCAUGGUUCUUCUGCUUCACAGCCAGCGGCAAUACAUCUUUGAAUACGACAUGUGGGACCGGCUGUCUGCCAUCACCAUGCCCAGCGUGGCCCGCCACACCAUGCAGACCAUCCGAUCCAUUGGCUACUACCGGAACAUUUACAACCCCCCAGAAAGCAAUGCCUCCAUCAUCACAGACUACAAUAAGGAAGGGCUGCUUCUGCAAACGGCUUUCUUGGGUACAAGUCGGAGGGUCUUAUUCAAAUAUAGAAGGCAGACCAGGCUCUCAGAAAUUUUAUAUGAUAGCACAAGAGUCAGUUUUACCUAUGAUGAAACAGCAGGAGUCCUAAAAACAGUAAACCUCCAGAGUGAUGGUUUUAUUUGCACCAUCAGAUACAGGCAAAUUGGCCCCCUGAUUGACAGACAGAUUUUCCGCUUUAGUGAAGAUGGGAUGGUAAACGCGAGAUUUGACUACAGCUAUGACAACAGCUUUCGAGUGACCAGCAUGCAAGGCGUCAUCAACGAAACCCCACUGCCCAUUGAUCUCUAUCAGUUUGAUGACAUUUCCGGUAAAGUCGAGCAGUUCGGAAAAUUUGGAGUUAUAUACUAUGAUAUUAACCAGAUCAUUUCCACAGCUGUAAUGACUUACACGAAGCACUUUGAUGCUCAUGGCCGCAUCAAGGAAAUUCAAUAUGAGAUAUUCAGGUCACUCAUGUACUGGAUUACAAUUCAAUAUGAUAACAUGGGCCGGGUUACCAAGAGAGAGAUUAAAAUAGGGCCCUUUGCCAACACUACCAAAUAUGCUUAUGAAUAUGAUGUUGAUGGACAGCUCCAAACAGUUUACCUAAAUGAAAAGAUUAUGUGGCGUUACAACUACGAUCUGAACGGAAACCUCCAUUUACUGAACCCAAGCAACAGUGCACGUUUGACGCCUCUUCGCUACGACCUGCGAGACAGAAUCACUCGACUGGGUGAUGUUCAGUAUCGGUUAGAUGAAGAUGGUUUUCUGCGUCAGAGAGGCACAGAGAUCUUUGAAUAUAGCUCCAAGGGGCUUCUAACUCGAGUUUACAGUAAAGGCAGUGGCUGGACAGUGAUCUACCGUUAUGAUGGCCUGGGAAGGCGUGUAUCUAGUAAAACCAGUCUAGGGCAGCACCUGCAGUUUUUUUAUGCUGACCUGACUUAUCCCACGAGGAUUACUCAUGUCUACAACCACUCAAGUUCAGAAAUUACCUCCCUCUAUUAUGAUCUCCAAGGACAUCUUUUUGCCAUGGAAAUCAGCAGUGGGGAUGAAUUCUACAUUGCAUCAGAUAACACAGGGACACCACUGGCUGUUUUCAGUAGCAGUGGGCUUAUGCUAAAACAGAUUCAGUACACUGCAUAUGGUGAAAUCUAUUUUGACUCAAAUAUUGACUUCCAACUGGUAAUAGGAUUUCAUGGUGGCCUGUAUGACCCACUCACCAAAUUAAUCCACUUUGGAGAAAGAGAUUAUGACAUUUUGGCAGGGCGAUGGACAACGCCUGACAUAGAAAUCUGGAAAAGAAUUGGGAAGGACCCAGCUCCUUUUAACCUGUAUAUGUUUAGGAAUAACAAUCCUGCAAGCAAAAUCCAUGAUGUGAAAGACUACAUCACAGAUGUUAACAGCUGGCUGGUGACAUUUGGCUUCCAUCUGCACAAUGCUAUUCCUGGAUUCCCUGUUCCCAAAUUUGAUUUAACAGAGCCUUCUUACGAACUUGUGAAGAGUCAGCAGUGGGAUGAUAUACCGCCCAUUUUCGGAGUUCAACAGCAAGUGGCGAGGCAAGCCAAGGCCUUCCUGUCCCUGGGGAAGAUGGCGGAGGUGCAGGUGAGCAGGCGCAAGGCCGGCGGCGAGCAGUCGUGGCUGUGGUUCGCCACGGUCAAGUCUCUGAUCGGCAAGGGCGUCAUGCUGGCCGUCAGCCAGGGCCGCGUGCAGACCAACGUGCUCAACAUCGCCAACGAGGACUGCAUCAAGGUGGCGGCCGUGCUCAACAACGCCUUCUACCUGGAGAACCUGCACUUCACCAUCGAGGGCAAGGACACGCACUACUUCAUCAAGACCACCACGCCCGAGAGCGACCUGGGCACGCUGCGGCUGACGAGCGGGCGCAAGGCCCUGGAGAACGGCAUCAACGUGACCGUGUCGCAGUCCACCACCGUGGUCAACGGCAGGACUCGCAGGUUCGCCGACGUGGAGAUGCAGUUCGGCGCGCUGGCGCUGCACGUGCGCUACGGCAUGACGCUGGACGAGGAGAAGGCGCGCAUCCUGGAGCAGGCGCGGCAGCGCGCCCUGGCCCGGGCGUGGGCGCGCGAGCAGCAGCGCGUGCGCGACGGCGAGGAGGGCGCGCGCCUCUGGACGGAGGGCGAGAAGCGGCAGCUGCUGAGCGCCGGCAAGGUGCAGGGCUACGACGGGUACUACGUACUCUCGGUGGAGCAGUACCCCGAGCUGGCCGACAGCGCCAACAACAUCCAGUUCCUCAGGCAAAGCGAGAUCGGGAAGAGGUAACACCCUGGGCCGCCCCGCCCCAGGCAGCCAAAGAGACGGCGCGCCAGCCUCUUCUGAGAAGACGACCAAACUGGUUUGCUGCAUUUCUCUUGAGCCUAAACCACACCUUUGCUCAGAUUUUUCUGUAGCACAAUCUGAAUUGAACUCUCCGAGACAGAAGAGCCUUCCAGGAGAAUGAUACUGCUAUUUAAAAAGUAAAAUCCACUAAAAAACAAAAAUCAACUUUUUCUGAAUGACCUUAAAAGGUGAUCGGCUUUAAAGAAUAUGUUUACAUACGCAUAUCGCUGCACUCAGUUGGACUGAAAGUAUUUAAAGAAAUAAAAUAAUAAAAGAGAGGGGGAAAAAAAAGGCCUAAAUCUUUUGCUUAUAGGCCAUCUGUUCCUUUGAGGCACUGUGUUUAACUAAGGUAAAAAUUCGUACGGUGUUUCCAAAUAUUACCGAAUUGUCGACCUUUGCUUACAAGAAGUAGUCUCUCUGCUUAGGAUGUGUUCUAUAUCUCUGUUAAUUUUAAAAUGUGGGGCAAAAUUACUGUUUAUAGACAACCCAACUGCUUUACCUGUGCUGCUUUGUAAAAGGACAUUGGCACAUGGGACUUCUGCCACGGCGGGGAUCUAAGAAAGGAUUUUCCAAUGCCAACAUCGUUCGCCUGGGGGGGGAAAUGGGCAAACCAAAUCUUUGUCACUGAUAAGCAAAGGAAACCCUGAUUUUUUUGUAAAUUAUGUGAGACAAGUUGUUUAUGGAUUUUUAUAUGAAUUACAGUUUACUGUACAUCAAAUAUUAGUCUCAGAGGAGUUAAUUUAUGUAAAGUGUUUAAAAAGUUUAUACUUAAAAAUAAAAUGCUGAAAACAUGUGAACUGUGUGAUUUUUUUAAAAGGAUUGCACCUUUUGUUAUCUGUUAUAGCUGUACAGUAUAAAUUAUUAUAUUGUAGAGAUAUAACAACUUAUUGCCUAUAAUGUCCAUAAGUGUUAAUAUUUUUGUAUUAGGUUGGAAAAAAAAAUGUGCAACUUUCUAUCACUAGACAGAUAGGACAGUGCAAUCCUAAGUGGGUGGCUAAUCAGAGAACUGCUCCUUUCUCUUCCUUCUCUUUUUCAUCAAGCCAGUGUCCUCAACCAUUACCUACCAAGAGGCACGGAGAAAAUGAAGGCUGGUGGAAUGUAAUGGAAGCCUGAAAACAUGGGGAGGUGGGGUUCUCUGACCCUCUCAGCCCGAUCAGUUAAUGGGGAGUUGAUAUCAUUAACCACACAGGGUUUUUACUCUUCCUGUUCCCUGGGAUCUCCGUUAUUCCUCGUGGAGAAGACCACAUCAGAUACCCGGAAAACCUACUGGGGAGAAUGAAAGGAACUAACGUAGUCUUGACCACAAAUAUAUGUCUCCUUAAGACCUAGGAAAGAUAGCAGGAACCCAGGAGAGGCGAGGGAGCUGGAUGGAGACGGGCGGGGUCACUCAUGUUAGUCUGGGGUUUGGACUUUCGGGUCACCCAGAGGGACAACAAAAAGAAAAAAAGAGACAAAAGCCCCUGUAGGCCCACAUGACUAAACCACCUCAGGAGCUGGUUUGAAUGGCAGCCUCCGAGGGGUGGCAGAGCCAACUGGAAGCGACCUGACAGCCGUGCCCUCCGCGCGCGCCUGCGGGAAGGAGCACAGCCGCCAUCUGCGCUUCUGCGCCAGCUCUGCCGCGCUUACAAAUCUCUUGUGAGCGCUAAAUUCAGCCACAAAAAUAUUUUUAGAAAAUAUUCCUCAGUUCCUUGAGCUAUAGUACACACUGUUUUCCUCUAUGUAUAAUGGCGAUAAAAUAUAGCAAGUGAACAUGUCGUAAAUAUAAAGGUUCAAGUGAUGUAUUGAAAAUAAUUUUUCUAACUGCUUUGUAUGUACCACAUACUCAGAAUUGCACAGUAGGUGUGUUUAUUAAACAGAUUGGCUGGGAAAGUUUCAAAAUAGCUACUGAAUUUACAGUAUCAGUGCUAUUACUGUCUUUGUGUGUUUGGUAGAGCAUACCGAAGUAAUUACUCUUCUAAUGAAUGCUGAUAUUUUAUUAGAAUGAAAGCACAGAUUAGCAUUAAUAUUUUUUAUCCUGAAAAUCCUUUGGCAAGUAUUACGAAGCCCAAAUUUAGAAAACUAUGAUAUUUCAAACCACAUAAACAUAAACUCUGUUUUACAUUUUAUUUUUUAACUGUUAACUUAGGUAAUUGCAGUUCUGUUGCGUGGAACUUCUGCAGGACUGUAUUUGGCAUGCUGUAAGUACUUUUGGGUGAAAUAGGCUCUGAGUCUAAAUUCUCAGAAAUGAUUCUGAUGUAUUGACUAUGGAAAGCUUGUACUACAUGACAGAAGUGAAAAAUAUUCUUAUUCUCUUCUUGACAUGGACUGGUCCUUUACAAUGGCACCGAUAAAUAACAGAUUUGGAGUAUCUCCUGGUGCUUAUUUUAGAUGAAGUCAAAUCAACCCAAUUAGUGUCUUGUUAGUACGUAUAAUGAGCCUAUUUCUUUCUAAAAAGACUUGUGAUCUGGACAUGCUUUUACAAGAAAUAGUGACCUUGGGGGAUAUGUAAACAAAAGACCUUUUCUAAGGGGAGGGAGGGGGGAACUGUAUAAUGAAAAGAAUUAGCUUACAAAAAAGAAAUUGAUAAUCAAAGUAUUUUAGGAAAAGCCAGUCGAAAUGCUUUCAUGAUAUUUUGAGAUGUAAAUUUUGUCUGAUUUGUAUUGUUCUUUUCAUUUGCCUUCUUAACUUUAUAUGUGACCUGAAUUUUCCAUAACUUGAUGACUAUAGAUUGCAUCUAGGCAUUCCAAUAAAAGCCAACCC